Phasianus colchicus (ring-necked pheasant) is the source of this 1055-nucleotide messenger RNA. RefSeq names its product E3 ubiquitin-protein ligase RNF182-like. The record is from RefSeq and is a predicted model, not a curated record. Lineage: Eukaryota; Metazoa; Chordata; Aves; Galliformes; Phasianidae.
CGGCGCGGCGGAUGCCGGCGGUCCCUGCGGCUGUGCCGGCCCGCAGCGCUUCCCUCGCCUCCCUAUGGGACGGCCCACCCCCCGCCGCGUGUCCCCCAGGAGCCCCCGCAGGUCCCGUCCCCAUGGCCCACGAGGACGAGGCGCGGGGCGGCCGUCAGCUCGCCGCCCAGGAGCCGGAGUGCCAGAUCUGCUACAGCCGCUACGACGCCCGCGCCCGCCGACCCACGGUGCUCCUCUGCGGCCACCGCCUCUGCGCCCGAUGCCUGCGCCGGAUGGUGGCCCUGGGGGACGCGUCGCCCCGACGGCUCCGCUGCCCCUUCUGCCGCCGGCAGAGCCCGGUGCCCGGCGGGGACGCGCAACGGCCGCAGGACGACGGCGAAGGGCCGGCGCCGCCGACGCGCUGUGAGCGGGACCCCCCCUCGCCCCCCGAGGUCCUGCUGUCCCCCAGCGUGCUGCAGCCCUCGCCCGGCCCGGACUGCCUGGUGCUCACCAUCCUGGAGGUGCCCGCGGGCGCGGUGCCCACGGAGGCGCUGGGCGCGCUGGAGGUGGUCCGGCUGCAGAGCCGGCGGAAGAGCCGCGCCCGGAGGUGCCGAGCCGCCCCGCGCUGCCUGCUGGGCACGCUGUGCCUGCUGUACUGCAGCUCCCUGCCCCUCGGCAUCUACCUGCUGCUCAGCCAGCACCACGGCCUGGGCCUCGCGCUCGUCAGCCUCCUGCCCGCCGCCCUCCUGCUCUGCGUCUCCUGCAGCCUCUGCCAGUGCCUGUGCCGGGAGCUCUGCGCCUUCCCCUCACCCUGACCGCGCGGCCGAGCCCUGCGCCCGUGCUGGGGACACGUCGGAGCGCGUUGUCCUGGUGCUGAGCGCCAGCCGCGUGCAGCGCUGCCAUCCUCUACUGCUUGCAGCCUGCGAGCGUUCAGCCGGGUCUCGGCUCCUUCUGCUCUGCAGAUGAGGGCGGCUCGAGGCUCGGUGCUCACCUGGAGGGGCCCCAGCGGCGGCCGCAGCCCGGCACACGCAGGAGAAACGGGGGGUCCUGCGGCCGGACUGGCACCAGCUCCCCCA